GCCCCGUCGCCCCGACUGCUGGUCGCGAGCUUCGAGGAGCUGCAGGCCUCCUUCACGCAGGAGUGCUCGAAGAUUUCCGGCCUCCUGGACGGACACGCGAAGGCGCUCCAGGCUCUGUGCAGCAGCGACGUAGAGCGCCCACCGACCACGCCUCCGCAGCUGACGAGAGAAGGCACGCUGAGUCCCACUGUGCGCUACGCCACGCCCACUGAGGCAGUCACGGAGGACGCCGAGAUCGAGCUCUGCCGAGCCGUGAAGGAGCCCAUGUCGCCGAAGCACGCCCAGGACGGCCAGAAGGCCACUACGCCGUUCGUCGCGUGGCAGUUCGACGAAGCGACCGCGAACCCGCAGCUGCGGCAGGGCGCCGCCUGCGAGCCUGAUGACAGGGGCGACGAGCUCCCCGGGCAGACGUGCCGCCCAGAUUGCUGCGACGGCCCUCCCAGGCUGUGGCGGACGUCGGUGGACACGAUGUCGUCGGCGUCGACCGGCCGCGACUCGGUCCCGGCCGGGCCGCCAGCGCGGGUGUUCAGCAGCUUGUCCCCGCCGGCUGCGGGCAGCCCUCCGGCCGGGAGGCUGCGCCCGAAUCGCCCGAGCCAGAUGUCCCGCUACAGUCAAAAGUCCGCCCGGUACCUGAGCCCGCCCAACGGCUUCCAGCGCCUUAGGACGAGCGCCUUCCCCGACGCGAAGACGCUCCAGGAGACCGCCGAGAAGGUGGUGUGGCAGGGCGAGUACGACGUCGCGGAGCUGUACCACGACGAGGGGACGGCCCAGUGGCUCGCGCGGCACCCCGUCUUCACCGGCACGCAGAUCAUCGUGGUGUUCUUGAACGCCGUCUGGAUAGGGUUCGAGACCGACUACAACGACAAGGAGGUGUUGUACGAGGCCGACGUGGGCUUCGUCCUGAUGGAGAAUAUGUUCUGCCUGUUCUUCCUGUGGGAGUGGCUCGUCCGGCUCUGCGCUUUCCGGCGCAAGGUCCAGUGCAUCGGCGACUUCUGGUUUGUAUUCGAUACGAUUCUUCUGGUCACGAUGGUGCUGGAGACGUGGAUUUUGUUCAUUGUGUCUGCGGUGUCCCAUGGAGGCUCUGGUAGUUUACCAACGAACCUUCUCCGAGUGGUGAGGCUUGCACGGCUCACACGCUCGGUACGUAUCGCACGGUUUCUUCGCAGCAUCCCUGAGCUUGCCGUGAUCAUGAGAGGGAUAUUGGUCGUCAUGCGGACUGUGUUCCUCAUAUUGAUCCUCUUGACAAGCCUCCUCUAUGUCUUUAGCAUACUGUUCGUGCAGGUCGCCCGGGACACGGCGCUGAACGAGAAGGGGGCCUACAGAGACGUGCCGUCGGCUAUGAUGUCGUUGGUUCUGAGUGGUUUGAUCCCUGACAUGGCUCCCGCGACGUACGCCUUCGCCAAGGAGCAUGUUCUUUACGCUGCAUUGUUCAUGGUAUUCGUCUUUCUCGGUUUCGGGGCAUGGUGGCGGAUCAUGAAUAUGUUGAUCGGAGUUUUGGUACAAGUUGUUUCAGUCGUCGCCACAGUGGAAGCGGAGACGAAUCAGUUGACCGAUGUGAAAAGCGUUCUCUUGGGUAACCACCUUGAUUUGAAAGAAGACGACACGCGCGGUGGCGGAUUUCGAUGCACCAGAUCAAUCUUCUGCUUGGGGAUGAGGCCAUUGCCGCCGGGCUUGGCGAGCUUUCCAUUGACACAGAAGCCCUGA
Prorocentrum cordatum is the source of this 1704-nucleotide messenger RNA. The record is from the annotation of a GenBank genome assembly. Lineage: Eukaryota; Dinophyceae; Prorocentrales; Prorocentraceae.